This is a messenger RNA of Lottia gigantea (owl limpet), 489 nucleotides long. RefSeq lists its product as hypothetical. The record is from RefSeq and is a predicted model, not a curated record. Lineage: Eukaryota; Metazoa; Mollusca; Gastropoda; Lottiidae. The transcript has 2 exons. Bases 1 to 489 code for a protein of 162 amino acids.
AUGGAUUUAGAAAGAAUUGACGCGAACGCAAAAGAAGGUGGAUUUUUACCUCUCCUUCCUUUAAUAUUUGCUGGUAUUACAGCGGCGGGUGUAGCUACUGGAGGAAUAUCUGCCGCAGUCAAAGCUGACAACGCAAAGAAAGCUGAAGCCACUGCAAACGCCGAAGCACGUAGACACAAUUUAGCAAUGGAAAAGGAGGCACGAGGUUCAAGAGUGGGAGAAAUGAUAGGCACAAUAAAAGAAUUUGGAAAAAGAUUUGGGGAAGAAACCAAGAAAACUGUUAAACAAGGAUUAAAUAAAUUAGUAGAUAGUAUUGACACGGGUGAAGUCAAAGUCAAACAUAAAAAAAUAUUUCCUAAUAACCCAAUGCUCAUGUGUAUAUGCGGUAGUUCCGGUUCUGGGAAAACUCAUCUCACUUUUAACAUGUUGACAACACCAAACCUUUUAGAUUUCGAUUCUCUGUAUAUCUACACAACAACAUCAGAGUAA